Messenger RNA from Seminavis robusta, 1701 nucleotides. NCBI's taxonomy places the organism in Eukaryota, Bacillariophyta, Bacillariophyceae, Naviculales, Naviculaceae. The record is from the annotation of a GenBank genome assembly.
AUGUUGGGUGGUUGCAGUCUGCCAUUUUUCAUGGCGUGGAACAACGAACCUGAACCGGAGCCAGAGCCCGAGUCUCUGGUUGAUGCCAUGGUCGAAGUCAUGGAUGGCAGUGACACCGAAGGCCCCGACUUUCAAAUCAAUGACAAGGAAUAUCAGGACCAGAAUUGUAGAGGAAAGUUGAUUCCUGAUAUGAGAAAGCUAGUGGACCUCUCCUGGAUGGCGAAAACACCUCAGUCGAAAGCCCCAAACAACUCAAACGAUUUGAAACUCAAUACACCCAUGCAGGUCAUGUGCGAGGCCGAGGCCGAGGAUGAUGCAAGCGAUGACGAUCACAAGCUCACUGCAGACAUUGGGCUUUGUCGUGGAUGUUCUUCUUUAUCCCAGGUGAAGGUUCACUGGGACGAGGAAUCAGGUGACGGUGAAGUCGAGGUGGAAGUUGACAUGCCGGAAGAUAUCACCCUGAAGCCGCCUGUGACCAAACCGCCAGCAACCAUCUUAAAGUCAAAGCACGUUACCUUCACAGAAGAGUGUACAGAUCAUCUGCGAAAUGAGUUGCAUGCAUUCUUGAAGAAGCAGAAAAAGAAAGGAAAGUCAAGGAAGGUCAAAAAGGAACUCAAAAAGCACCUCAAAAAGGCCUUGAUUGAAUUCAUAAGUUCAAAGGCAGAGGCUGCCGACGGUACCCGCACUACCAAGAAGCAGUUUGAGAAGGCUGUUGGUGAGAUGAUUAACAAAGCCAUACUCGAAGAUCAAGAGAUGAAUGAUACGUCUGAGCGUGCUGGACCAGAAGCAAAGGAGAGUAAAAAGAAGAAGAAAGAAAGGAAGGAUAAGAAGAAACGUGACAAGUCCAAGAAGAAGGAUGCUGGAAGGGCCGCACACGUUGAGGAAGUUGAAGAAACCAAAGAUAUCGCGCAUCAACAGCAUCAUGCCAUGGAUGUUGCACAACAGCAGACUGCUCAAACGGAAGUAUCUGGAAGUGUCGUCGUCAACCCGAUCGAAUCUUCCCGGUUUGAACCACUAGAAGAGCAACUGCUUACACGUGACAUUUCUGCUCUCAGCAAGGUAUCCGUGGCCAGCAGUAUGGGAAGUUCCUCAAAGUUGUCUUCUCUCGAGAGCCUCAUUCAAGCCGAGUAUCAACGACUUCAGGACCUCGAGGAUGCCCUCGACGCACAGAGAGAGCUGAAGGAGAAGGCGGAACUCGAAGAGAGGAUGAGGAUGCAACGCCAGGAAGAUGCCAGAAGAAAAGCCCUUGAAAGCAACAAGGAAGCUGUAAUCGUCAAUGACGAGCCCCUUGUUCAGUCUGAAACAAGGAGUGUCGAAACCAACGGUUCACGAGGUGAAGGUAGCAACGAGGAUGUAAGAGAGCAAGCCUCCAAGUCUACCGCUAGCGAGGAAUCUCCCCCGAAAGAGAUCACCGUCAAGCAGAAAGAGCUGGAAGAAGAAAUAGCAACCGAGCUUGCCAAGCUGCAAGCCUUGCAAAACGAUUUUGUUUCAAAGGUACAAAUGGCCAAGGUUGACCGUGAGUCUGUCUUGAAGUCGGAUCUAUUCGCCAAGAACGUUUUCAGUGGUCAUGCUGCACAGAGCGACCAAAAGAAUCAAGACGAGGACGGCCAGGUUCGAGGUGAACUGCGACGUCUUCGAGAAGAGCAGAAGGCACUCUUUGCCAGAAGCCGUGAGCUGAUGCAACGGGACGAAGUAUACUGA